Molecule: messenger RNA, 1206 nt
Organism: Penicillium argentinense
Lineage: Eukaryota; Fungi; Ascomycota; Eurotiomycetes; Eurotiales; Aspergillaceae
Product: glycoside hydrolase family 5 protein
Exons: 3
Coding region: 1-1206 (401 amino acids)
Biological process (GO): glucan catabolic process
Cellular component (GO): cell surface; extracellular region
Molecular function (GO): beta-glucosidase activity
Source: RefSeq, a predicted model, not a curated record
AUGGGAGUUUUCUCCAAAGUCGCCGCACUAGGUGCGUUUGCCAGUCUCGCGACAGCCUGGCUACCAGAGACAAACAAGCAGAUCCAAUCCAGCGACGGAAAGAACCUCUUCUCCUCCUCCAGCGGCAAGAUCCGCGGCGUCAACCUGGGAUCGCAGUUCAUCUUCGAGCCAUGGAUAGGCGAGAGCGAAUGGCAAAGCAUGGGCUGCGGCGACACCGGCUCGGAAUUCGACUGCGUGAGCUCUCUCGGCCAAGACGCAGCCAACAGUGCAUUCCAAAAGCACUGGGACAGCUGGACCACCAAGGACGAUAUCAGUGAGAUGGUGAGCUAUGGCCUGAACACCAUCCGUGUCCCGGUGGGGUACUGGCUUCGCGAAGAUCUGGUCUACUCCGACAGCGAGCACUUCCCUCAGGGUGGUCUGGACUAUGUCAAGAAGAUCUGUGGUUGGGCAAGCGAUGCUGGAAUGUACAUCAUCAUGGACCUGCACGGUGCCCCUGGUGCCCAGACGCCGUCCAAUGCAUUCACGGGUCAGCUUGCCCCUGGCCCGGGUUUCUAUGUGGACUACCAAUAUGAGCGGGCUCUUAAGUUCCUGGAAUGGAUGACGGGCCUGAUCCACACUGUGGACGAGUUUCGCAACGUUGGCAUGUUGGAAGUCGUCAAUGAGCCUGUCCAGGACGAUGAUAAGGCCUCGUCGAUGCGCGAGAACUACUACCCCAAGGCAUUUGACCGCAUCCGCGCAAACGAAACAAACGGCGGCAUCGACAAGAACGACUACCUCCACAUUAAAAUGAUGGACGAGCUCUGGGGCUCCGGCGACCCGAACGAGCACAUCGAUGACCUGUACUACGCCGCGUACGACGACCACCGCUACCUGAAGUGGGAUACCAGCGUCGACGUCUCCCACGACAGCUACAUCAGCGAGUCCUGUAGUGAUAACCGGGAUAGCAACACCCCUACCAUUGUGGGCGAGUGGAGCCUUGCUGUGCCGGAUGAUGUGGAGUCGAGCUCGGACUGGGAUCCUAGUUCCAACACGGAUUUCUAUGCGAAGUGGUUUGCUGCUCAGGUACAUUCGUAUGAGAAGCAGCAGGGGUGGGUGUUUUGGACUUGGAAGGCUCAGCUUGAUGAUCCUCGUUGGUCUUAUCAGGAUGCUGUCAAGGCAGGUGUCAUCCCUAAGGAUCUUGGUUCCUUGCAGGAUCCCUGUAACUAG